This is a messenger RNA of Macrobrachium nipponense, 2776 nucleotides long. RefSeq names its product ATPase ASNA1 homolog. Gene Ontology annotation, molecular function: ATP binding; ATP hydrolysis activity. NCBI's taxonomy places the organism in Eukaryota, Metazoa, Arthropoda, Malacostraca, Decapoda, Palaemonidae. The transcript is spliced from 7 exons. Gene Ontology annotation, cellular component: GET complex. The record is from RefSeq and is a predicted model, not a curated record. The coding region runs from base 106 to 1122 and encodes 338 amino acids. Gene Ontology annotation, biological process: post-translational protein targeting to endoplasmic reticulum membrane.
CCACAUCUAACCGGGGCUAACGUCAACAAUACUCGGAUCGUCGACGUAAAGUCACUUGUGAUUGUGAAAUCCCCAAGUGUCAUUAAUCCGUAAAUUGUACCGGUGAUGUCGGCGGCAGCGACAGACGGCGAAAUGGGCGACUUUGAGCCCUUGGAGGCAAAUUUAAAGAAUAUCGUCGAGCAGGAGACGCUGAAAUGGGUAUUUGUGGGUGGCAAAGGCGGUGUUGGGAAAACCACGAGUAGUUGUAGUUUGGCGGUACAACUUGCUAGGAAAAGGGAUUCCGUUUUGAUCAUCUCAACAGAUCCUGCACACAAUAUAUCAGAUGCAUUUGAUCAGAAGUUUUCAAAAGUUCCUAUAAAAGUAAAAGGGUUUGAAAAUCUCUAUGCUAUGGAAAUUGAUCCAAACAUAGGCUAUGGAGAGCUACCAGAUGAAUAUUUUGAAGGAGCUAGUGAUGCUAUGCGCAUGGGACGAGAUAUUAUGCAAGAAGUCUUAGGGGCAUUCCCUGGAAUUGAUGAAGCAAUGAGCUAUGCAGAAGUAAUGAAGUUAGUUCAAGGAAUGAACUUUAGUGUUGUUGUGUUUGAUACUGCUCCAACUGGUCACACACUGCGAUUGUUGUCAUUCCCACAGGUGAUAGAAAAGUCUUUGGGGAAACUUUUAAAGCUCAAAAAUCAAAUAAGCCCAUUUGUCAACCAGAUUGCUGGUCUUCUAGGCAUGCAAGAAUUCAAUGCUGAUGAUGUAUCUGGCAAAUUAGAAAGUAUUCUUCCUGUUAUACAAAAAGUCAAUGAACAGUUUAAAAACCCAGAUCAAACUACUUUUGUAUGUGUUUGCAUAGCAGAAUUUCUGUCUUUAUAUGAAACAGAGAGAUUAGUUCAAGAGUUAACAAGAUGUGGCAUAGACACCCACAACAUUGUAGUAAAUCAGCUGUUGCUACAAAAACCAGGUGAUCAGCCUUGCUCCAUGUGUGCUGCAAGAUGCCGUAUUCAAGCUAAAUAUCUCGAUCAAAUUGCAGAUUUGUAUGAAGAUUUUCAUGUGACCAAAUUACCUCUACUAGAACAUGAAGUUCGGGGUGUAGAGCAGGUUAAGCUGUUUUCAGAACACCUUAUAAAUCCUUACUCACCAUAAUCUUUACCAAACGUUAAUUUUUUAGAGCAUUGUGAUUUCCACUGAAAACCAUUCUAUACCAAAAAAAAUCAUAUGCAACCAUCAAAGCAGAUCAUGUACCCAGAGAUCGACACGCUCAAGUUUUGCUUUUUGAUUGUACGUAAAAAUUUGGGUUAUGUAACUUUGAGCCACUGCAAAUUAUCAUAUUUUGUUAAAGGUAUGCUUUUUGUAUAUGUACUUUACUAAUGCACAGUGCUGUGUAUUGUAAUAAUUAUAAUUCUAUUGAAGAACCUAGGAUGGGUAAUUGGUAUCCAAUUAUCAUUGUUCUAGAUAAUAAACCCAAAGAAGUUUGAGAUAUGCUCUUGUGGUACUGGUUUUGUCUGUAGGUGAUAUAAUUUUCAUUUAUUUAUAUUUGCAAUAUAUUCUAAUAGGAUUGGUGGUUAAUGCUGAAUAGUAAUGUUUUCUUACAUCUAACAGGCUCAGAAAUUAAUUUUUCUAGUUAUAAUCAACGUUAUGUUUCUACCUCUAGUUUUUGUAAAUUUAUGUUAUUAUUACUACAUAUUAUGGCUAAAAUCUUUAUUAGUACUUGGAAAUUUAUUUUAUUAAAUUUAUACUAUGUAUUUGUUGUUAAUACUAGCAACUGGGAGGACUAAUUGCUUUUAUCAUUUCAUUAAAUACAAUCCUUAAGACCUUGUGUUCUAUCUGGCACGUAACAUCCUUGGUUAUUUGUAUCCAACAUUUAUAAAUUAGCAUUGCUUGAUUACAGACAUUUUCAUAAUUCCUGAAAUGUUAUUUUGUGUGAUGUUUACCAUUCUCAAGGGUUUAAGCAAAACAUCAGCAUUCCUUUCUUAAGUGGUUAAAGGAUAAUUCAUUUGUCAAAGUUUAACCUCUUUCUAAAAUACCAGCCUGCAAAGUAUGAUUCAAUACCUGUUGGUAUUUUAUAGACUAUAGAAGAGUUUUACCAGUCUUCACAUACAUUGAGCAAUAGUCAAUGUCUUUUUAUGUAGUUUAAGGACAUAAAGAGGUUCUGUUUAUGCAAGUGAAGAAUUGUAAAUGCUUUUGAGUUGAAAUUCUUGUAGAGUCAAUAGGAGAACUCUUAAAGGUUAUAGAAAAAUUGUUUGCAUUAUUGAUAAGAUGAGCAGUUCACUGCAUGAAAAUUGCAUUGUAGAUAGUAAAUUUGAUUGAUUUUGAGUGAAUGAGUGCUUCCUCUGACAUUUGGUUUAAACAUGUAGAAUCCAGUUAAGGGACCUAUUUUCUUUAAUUUUAGCAUAUUUUUGGGGGUUGCUGAGAUUAUAUAAUUUGCUUUCUUUUUUUUAUUAACAAAUGUAACAAUUGUACAAAACAGUUCUCUCUGAAAAGUGGAUUUGGUGUCUUAAGAACAAAAUAAUGUACUGUAUACACUUUUAUAUGAUACUGGAGUUGUUAGUAGAUUUUGAUACCAUGGAAGAUGUGAUGCCAAAGUGCACUAUGCACUAUUUUAUGCAGUGUAUCUCAUUCGGGUGGUUCACCCUUGUCAUCAUUAUUCAUAUGUUUGUAUGAGGAGCAUUUUUUAAUACAUCCCAGGCUUUGUCCUCUUGUAUACUUAAUACAGUUGAAUUAUGGUGUAUAGUAUAUAUUGUUAACAGUAUUGAAGUUAGACUAUUAAAGAAAGAUAGGUAAGAAAUGAUUAAUUAUA